AUGUAGAGUGCAUAAAAACUUACAUAAUAAAAUUAAGAUGCUUUCUCUUAAUUCUUUGAUAAAUAUAUAACCUCUUCUAACAAACUCUAAACUUAAAGUGUUAGAGAGCUUGCUUAGAAACUUGCAAUAUAAUAUUUUAGUACUUAGCUUCCACCUAGAUAUUCAACAGAGAAUAAUUUGAGAAAGAAAAAUAGAAAUAUAGUUUACAAAUAAAUUGAAACAGAUGCAAUAGAAAAGGCGAAAGCAUAAUUUAAAGCAAAGAAAGAGAGAAAGGAAUCAUAAUAAAGAAAGUUACCACCAGUUCCUAAGAAGCAAAAUAGUUUACCUAGAAGUUUAUCAGUGUAACCUCCUAUAAAAUGUCUAUCGGCUCAACCUAAAAGAUCAGUUCCUUAUACAUAUUUGUAUUAUUUAGGAGAAGGAAAUAAUCAUGAUUUAAUAAAAUAGUUAUUAGAUGAAAGAUAAAACUGGGUUUAAGUCAAAGAUGUUACUCUUAAAAAUAUAAAUUUUAAAUGGUAAGAGACAGAAAAAGGUUAUGAAUAUCGUACUUUAGCUGGCAAUUUCAAAGAUAGUACUCCAUAAAUGCUUAAUCAUUUUGAGUUUCAUAUUGAAAUUUCAAAUAAAUAUUACUUGGCUUAAAAUUUUAAGAUAUAUUGUGAAGUAUGCUUGAAUUAUAAAAUUAGAAAAACUAACUUAACGUUUAAGAUUACAUUCCAAUAAGUUUUGCAAUAGAAUGUACUAAUUAGAAUUUGAAAGCUGGUUUAUUUUAGUUUUUAACUUUCUAUAGAUCUUAUUGUCCUUAAAAUUAAUUAUAAGAGUUAGAUAAAACAAUAAAAUCAUAUUAAUUUAAGUAUGGGACUUAAUUAGAAUGUAAAAUGGAUUAAUAUCCUACUUUAUUUGCUGGUGAAAAUCUAUGGAUAUUCAAACCAUCGAAUAUGAAUUAAGGAAGAGGGAUUCAUGUUGUUCGAAAUCUUUAAGAAAUUAUUGAUAUUUAUAAUAGAUAUCAGAAUGGUUAUAAGGAGCAUCUUUUAGAAGUAAAAAGAAAUGAAAAAAAUGAAAUAGUAACAAAAAUAAUUUAUAUAAAUACAUUAAUGACAGAAUAAUUUGUAAUUUAGAAAUAUAUAGAGAAACCUUUAUUAAUUAAAGGAAGGAAAUUUGAUAUCAGAGCAUAUGUGUUGAUAACAUCUAAUUUAGGAUUCUUUUUUUUUAAGUAUAAAUAUAAUUUACUAUAUAGAGAAGGGUAACUAAGAUUGGCAACAGAAACAUUUGAUGUUAAGAAAUAAUCAAAUUAUAUUCAUUUAACAAAUAAUGCUGUUUAAUAUACUCAUCCUUAGUAUGGAAAAACUGAGGAAGGAAAUCAAUAUAAUUUUGAUUAGGCUUCAUAGUAUUUUAAAAUAGAUUUCAAAAAAGAAGUAUGAUAAUUAAUUUAAUAUAUAAAAAGGUGAUACAAAAAUUGAAAUAAAUUUCUUUAUUAGUAUUUACAAGUGUUAAAGGAAAGAUUAAUAAAUAUAAAAGAAAAAACUGCUUUGAGAUUUUUGGUAUGGAUUUUAUAUUAGAUGUUGAUUUUAAACCAUGGUUAAUUGAAGUGAAUACAAAUCCUAGUUUAGAAGUCACUAGUAAAUUAUUAGGAAGUUUAUUUCCAAGAUUAAUAGGUAUCUUAUAAAUUUAUAAAAUAGAUGAUGCAUUUAAAUUGACAAUUGAUCGACAAUUCCAUCAAUAAAAAUCACCAUCUAAAUAUCAAUUUCUUAAUUAUUCGAAUGAUGAAAACUUAUGGGAAUAUGUUAGUUAGCUUUGA
Molecule: messenger RNA, 1792 nt
Organism: Paramecium sonneborni
Lineage: Eukaryota; Ciliophora; Oligohymenophorea; Peniculida; Parameciidae
Source: the annotation of a GenBank genome assembly